This is a messenger RNA of Ictidomys tridecemlineatus (thirteen-lined ground squirrel), 12454 nucleotides long. NCBI's taxonomy places the organism in Eukaryota, Metazoa, Chordata, Mammalia, Rodentia, Sciuridae. The record is from RefSeq and is a predicted model, not a curated record.
GACUGGUGGAAGCUGAAGGCACCCUGGGUGGGUGUGCGGAGCUGGGCGUGUCCAAGGGUGGCUUCUCGGUCCUCUUGUUUUAGACGCCCUCUCCCGCCAGCCGGCGCUGCCUAGACCAGGAGUGUCGUGGUACGCCAUGUUCAUGUCGACCUGCAGGGUGGGCUCCGUCCAUCCUGGCCGGGCUGCAGCUGGCCCCUGUGCCUCAGGAACGUGCUGAACAGGCUCAGGCUGUCUGCUGGCCACUGCGGAGCAAGCAGCCUGUGGGCAGCUGUGGGCCUCAGAGCUGUCUCGCCCUCCAGUGCAGGCCACAGGGGCAGGGAGGUCCAGGGAGAGGCAGGGCAGAGGGGGGGAAGGGCGGCCCUGUUUGCAGCCAGGCAUCCAAGGAGGGCUUGUUCCCCGUCCCCAGGCAUCUACCGCUCUGUCCAGGCACGCGUGGGCCCUGGGGUGACCAGGAGAAGGAGACACGCUCCUGCCCACGGGCAGCCUGCACUCCAGUGGCCCCGAGAGAGGCAGUUUCACUCCUUUGAAAUCACAGCAGUUUCAGGAAGUGGCCGGUGUGGUGACCGUGGCCACCCAGUCAUGUGCUAGAGGUCAGCCAUGGUCGUAGGCUCUGCGACCACCCGGGAGAGGACCCGGGAGCCGUGGCCUGAAGGGGCAGAUGUGCUGAGGCGGAGGGACUGGUACAGAGGCCCUGGGGAUGAGCUGGGCGCAAAGAGUCCAUGGACAGCCAUCAGCUGCUGGUCACCAGGAGGUGUGGGCAGGAGCUGGGCCUGCAGACCAGGGAGGUGGCCUGCAGGGGAAGGAGCCCUGCCCAGCAGUGCUGUGGGUGGCCAGAGCACAGGGUAGUGGAGACCGCAGGAAGGAGACUCUGGGCAAGUAACAGUCCUUAAGCAUGAGCCACUCACUAAGGGGGUGCUCACGGCCGACAGCAGCAUCUUACGCCUCUGUGAAUGACCGUCCUCCUGCCGCUGGGCCUGGGGUGAGGUAGCCAUGACAGGCACGAGGCACGGCCUGCUCACCAGAAAAGAACUCAAGGCACUGGCCUCAUCCCCGAAUCCCUGUCCAUAAAUCUCACCACAGCACCUGACCCGCCGUCUCUUGGAGGAUGGUGAAAUCAUGGGAACGUUCUGGAACUCCCCCAGGGCUGACCCAGGAAGCCCUCUGCUGUGUCCCCAGGGCAGUUGGGCUGACAGCCAGAGGGGCGCCACCUGUCUGCUCUCUGGGGGCUGGCGGCUAGGCAGAGCCCGGCUGGCUUCACCACUGUCUCAGAUGGCCUCGGUCAAAGGCCACGCAGCCUCAGAGCCACAUGACUCCCAUGGCCACAAAGGACCCUCAGGCAGUCCAGUCCAAACAAGUGGCGCUCACCACCAGAGGGGUGCAGUCGGGUGCCGGUGGAUGGGCCUCCGCGUGCAGCCCAGCCCUGCUGCUGCGGCGCAGGUGGGAGGGCACAUCAUCAACCUGCGAGGCUGGGCCUCAUGGCCCUGAGUCAGGCCACCAGAAUGUCCCCACAGUGUGCUGUCAGCCUGGCUGUUAUCCUAAUGACUCAACCUGAGAAGUCAGCAAGACGCUUGAAAUAGCCCAGCCACCCGCAGGCCAGCACUGUGUGGCCACACACUCCCUGAGGGCUUCCAUCCUGGGUCUCCUGCCACCAGGUGAGGCUGCCCGAGCCGUCCAGGAAGCCAGGCCUCCCGCCCACCUCCGCAGGCUUGUGGCUCCUGGAAGCCCUCCGGGGACGACGUGUGGCCCAGCCUGGGCCCUGGGCUGAGGGCUGGUUCUGGCUGCUCCCAUGGGAGGGUCUCAGGCCCACGACCCAGGGUCACAGACACGCCCUGAGCGAGGUCCUGUGUACACCCAGGGUGCAGACAGAGGCUGUCCCGAGAGACCAGAGCCAUGGAGCAGGUGUGCGUGGCCAGUGUGAAGGACAGACCUGGGGCCAGGACACGUCUCUCUCAGAGCGCUGGGCUAGUCAGCCUUCCCUCACUGUGACAGCGGCCAGGGACGGCUCCUGUGGAAGAAAGGAAGGGGCAGAGGGAAGCAGCCAGACAGCAGGACCCGGUGCAGGAGGGCAAGAGCCCUGGGAAGGCUGGUGGGUGAGUGCACUCAGGGCCACGAGGACCCAUGACUCUCUGGAGGGAGAACAGUCCCCGCUGCUGGUGCGGCAGAGCUAAGAAGGGGGCAGGCAAGUGGGCGUGUUCCCUGGGGACGGAGUGGUCGUAGCUCCCACCUGUGUGCCCGGGGCUGGGGUGCCCUCAGCCAGGCAGGACAAACACGAGGAGGACUUUGGGGAGCUGGGUUCGGGUGCCUGGGUGUGCCUGUGGGAACCCAGCUCUCAGCCAGGGACAGAGCUGAGCAGCUGCCAGGGGCCACCCCAAGGUGCCGAGCCUAAACGGCCACCAGUUAGAGGCUGCAAUGUCUCCUCUGUAGCCUGGGAAACGCAGAGACAUUGCUGACCCUCGAGCCAGCCCACUACCAAGGGUGCCACAGACCACAGCACUGUCUCCUGCAGAGAUGGGGUGGGGCCUCAGCCCAAGCAGCUGUGCACACCCUGAGAGACCACUGCCCGGCACCGAGACCUGAGGUCCUCUGCCUUGGGGAGACUGGCGGGGGGCCCGGGGCAGCAGGGUCAGGGGAGCCCGAGACGGCUCUCUGGUGAUGCCCGGCCAGGCCAGCCUCCUCUCUCCCCAGAGCAGCCUCCCAGGGACCCCACCAUGUGGGAGGGAUGUGUCCACAGAGCGCCCGUGGGGAGAGGCCUCUCCCACAGCCUGCUCAUGGCCAGCAGGUCCCGAAAGCACAAGCAGGACACCAGCUAUCCAUAGCCACCCCGAGGCCUGCGCUCCUCUGUCUCUCCCAGAAUGAUGACCAGGGCAGUCGAGGGCCAGUCCGGGUGUAUCUGCCCCCUGGGUGCGGUCACCUCUGCUGUGGUCAUGGAGCUGCGGCACGUGGCUGCUGUGUAUUCCGGCUGGAGCUCUCACUAGGCCGCAUCCCUGCAGACGCACAGCCAUCUGAGGCCUGGGGAGAUGGGACACGCCGCGAAGGCUCUGUCAGGGGCUUGGUGGCAGCACCGUGGCUGUGGCCGCUCCUCUCCUCGUGUCGCCUGCCUGCGUCUCCUCACUGGGACAGACAGCUUUGAGGGAGGGCUGUGUAGAAGACAGGUGCACUUUGGCUCACAGUCACUGAGGCCCAGUCGGUGGUGGGCUGGCCCUGUGGGUGGCUCGGGCCUAUGGUGGCACUGGACACCACUCAGGAGCUGGAGGUGAUCUCGUCACCUACAGCCCAGCUACUCAGGAGGCUGAGGCAGGAGGACCCUAAGUCAGUUCCUGGCCAGCAACAUGGCAAAGUCUUGUCUCAAAAGAAAAAAGAAAGGCUGUUUCCCAAGGCACCUCCAGGUCCGGGAGGGAGGCGUCCUCUGGGGCCUGAGGACAGAGCCCUGGCCAGCCUGGGGCCCUCUGCUCCACGCUGAGAUCCUGCCCCAGGACGGGGUGGUCUCAGGGCCAUGUCUCUGCAGCCACAGGUGCUCGUCCAUAAGGUGAGCAGGGGACGAGGCCGCUCCCCUAUCCCACCAGGGCUGGCUCCGGAACAGGUUUUUAAAAGGAUGUUGUAUGUGGCUUCCACAAACAGCAGAAAGGUGAAGUCUGUCCGUCUGCACGUUCCCCUGCAGUCUGUCUCAGCAGGGCCAGUCUCUGCUGCUCACUGCUGUGAGCGAGUGGAGUGUGGCCGGGCCCUGGGCAGUGCUCGUGCUGGGCACCAGGGCCUCUCAGCUCUUUAACACUGGGGUGGUGCCGUGGAGACCCUCAUGCAGGACUGGAACCUUGUUCUGGCCUCUGGUCGUCCCCUAGAAUGCACAGCCAGCAGGAGCGGCCGCAGUGCCUACGCCCUGGACCUGCCUUUCCGGGGCUGCCUCCGAGUUGUGAAGAGCCAGCCCUGCAUCCAGCUGGGUGUGGGGCGGUGGGUGCCAGAGCCCACCUGCAGGCCCCUCCAGCCCGGGGCUUCUCUGGGAGCCCUCAGACCUCCACACUGUGACCACUCUGGGCACACAUGUCCACCACAGCAACUCAUGCUGCCAGGAGCCCGUGGGGCAGCCGUCAGCGGCUCUCUCGCACCGAGGCUCGGGCUGCAACUCAGGGUCACGUAGGAGGCACACGGCAUUGGUGUCGUCUUUCCUAUUUAAAGCUAGAUGUGCGCACAGAUGACAUAGAUUUUCAUACUUGAUUUUUUUGGCUUAUUUGUAAAAGCAAAAUAUAACCUUUUUUAUUUAAAAGUACCUGACAUAUGCAAAGUGGCUUUUCCAAACUGGGUUGGAGCAGUUGAUGAGGGUGGAAUUCCCACAGCCCUCAGAGCAGGAAACUUAGAAGUCAGUCUAUUAACAGGGGACUGUGGCCAAGAAGAGCCACAGGCGAGGACGCAGGGACGGCCUCGGCCCACCCCGAGCUCUUCCUGCUGGGCCAGGCCCUCGGGGUGUGGGCCUCCCCGUCAGUGUCCUCCAGAUAAGUGGUCAGUGCUGAUAAAAUGGGUCACCACCAGUUUUCUCCACGCAGGCCCGAGCGCAGCGGGAGCGGCGGUGGCCACACGCCCAUGGAGGCACACGUCCUGAGGAGGAAGAUCAGCCGCACGUGCGACGAGGGGGCCCGCGCCCUCCUUGGCAGCCUUCUGGCCUACGUCACAGACCGCGCAGGCGGGCCCCCAGGCCCAGCGGACCCAGGGCCCGCGGGGGGCUGCUCGCCUCCGUCUCAGGAGGCCGGCCGGAGGCCCACGCGCUUCCAGCUCCUACAGGCCAAGUUCAUGGGCACCGGCCGGGAGCACCACCUCAAGAGGACCAGGGAGGUGGGCAGGCUCAUCUCCAGGGACAAGCAGGGUCCCAGCAGGAGCCUGGUGAGUGCCACCAUCAACAAACUGCUGGAGAAGACCCAGGCGGGGGCCAGCUGCCCGGGCCAGAGGCCCCUGGCUGGGGAGAAGCCCCGCUGGGCCCCCCCUGGUGGGAAGGGCACAGUGAAGCGCAUCCUGAGGAAGUUCCUGGCUGCGGAGGAGAAGGAGAAGAAGGAGGAGAAGGAGGCAGGAGCGGAGCCCCCUGGCCGGCAGCCUGGGGCCGCCCGGGGCCUCCUGCCAAGGACGGGGGGCAGGAGCACCAUCCUGCGCCAGCUGCGAGAGAGGUUUGAGCAGAGCGGCUGCCUCCGCUCAGAGGCCAGCCUGCUGCCCCUCCACAGGGAGGGGCGGAGGGGCCUGCAGAAGAAGACGCACAGGCCGGAGCUGCGGGUGCUGCACACCGCCACCAUGGCCAUCAGCUGUACCAGGACACCCCCUGCCCGCUUCCUGGCCUGCACGGCCGAGCCCCUGCCCGCCCUCAGCAUAGCCACGGUGGUCUGCAGCCCCCGGAGCUGGCUGUCUCACUGCGCAAAGGUCAGUCACUUGGAGUCCAGGCGUUGGCCCAGGAGAGACAUCAGCAUGUCCCCGGACCCAGAGGGCACCGACCCUAGCAGGGACAAGAUGCCAGAAACAGGGGUCUUGAGCCAGGAGUCCAGAGGACAACCAAAGCCCUCAAAGUCCUCCGUGACCCAGGUGGCCGCUCCCAGGGACAGUCCCCUGGCUCUGAACCCCACCCAGGGCAUCCCCCAGCAGGACUCUGCCUGGGCCUCCCAGGAAGCCCUGCCUGACCACAUGCCCCUGUCACCCCCAUUCAGAGCAGCCAGCCCCAGGGGGGCUGGGCCAGCUGAAGGGGACAAGACAGCAGAGGGGCCGGCGGGCCGCCCCUGGGGGCUACAAGAGGAGGGCGCAGGGGAGGUCCCUGAAGUCACCAUGACUGUGUGCAGUUCUGAGGACGAAGCAGAAGGCUCGCUCCCAGCCUCAGACAGAGAGCCCCUCUUCGCCACCCAGAGGCACCUGCCAGAGCAGGGGCCAGCGGCUCCCAUCCCCCCGCUGGCCGCUCCCAGAGUCCAGGCUGCACGGCGAGCACAGCCUGCCCUGGAGUCUCCACCCCUCACCGUGCGGCUUCCCGUUGUCCACGAAAUGCCAGCCCCUCCAGGGCCUCUGCAAAGCACGUGGCCGGGCGGGGACAGGCGGCCCCCGACUUCAGGAGGGCACACUGCCCGGGCCAAGGCAGGGGCAGUGCUUCCCCCUGCCACUGAGGACAGGGAGGCUGGCCUGGCCGCAGGGGGGCUGAGCCCCUCCUGCAGGACCUCCAAGCAAGGAUCCCCAGAAUCCCCGAGGGUCACUGCCCCCGUGGGCCCUGGGGACCAACAGCCGCUCCCGACGGUCCUGACGGCCAACUCUCCACAAGGUACCCCUGCUGGGAAGGGGAGCACACACAGCCCUGUGAGCGCCAGUGAGGGCAGGAACCCCAGAACUGCUUCAGGACAGGGUGCUCCUGAGCUCAGCUGCCAGCGGCCGCCCCCGUCUGACCACCCUGACCACGGCACCCCACCAGGUUCUUCCACCGGCGCGUGGAAAAGCCCUCCAGGACACAGCACCUGCUCCACCUCUGGCAGCCAGCAGGGACCCGGUUCCAGGGAGGGAGGCGCCGGGGCAGCCCCUGCCCAGGAUUUCAGAGGACCUGAGAGUCCCACCACGAGUGACAGGAGAGUCCUGUGUGGGCAGGAAGACAGCAAAGGUCCCGAGGCAGAGGCAGCCCCGCCCCCGGGGAUGGCCCAGGAAGAUGCCCGCUAUGAUUGGGGCAGGAAGAGCCUGGCCCUGCUAGAUGAGCCACCCAAGCCCAGUGGCAGAGCCUGCAGGGCCACAGCACCUGGAGGGAAGGUCCCAAGAUCUACAGGGGACAGGAAGGCACCACCAGGGGACGCCUGGGUCCCCGAGGACAGGAGGGCACCUGCAGCGAUCUCCAGGGACCCCGAGGACAGGAGGGCACCUGCAGGGANCUCCAGGGACCCCGAGGACAGGAAGGCACCACCAGGGGACGCCUGGGUCCCCGAGGACAGGAGGGCACCUACAGGGAUCUCCAGGGACCCCGAGGACAGGAGGGCACCUACAGCGAUCUCCAGGGACCUCGAGGACAGGAAGACACCUCCACCACCCGGGAGUGCCCAGGACCCUGAGAAGAGGACAGCACUGCUGGGGGGCGUCGGGGACCCCGAGGACGGUCCUAGGGCAGAGUGCAAGGGUGCAGAGGAACACAGAGUGCAGUCGGCUCGCCAUUGUGCUGCCACAGGAAAUGGGCUCCUGGGAGAGACUUGGCCCCCAGAACCUUGCUGGCACCGUUUCUUGACACCCGGCGAGUCCUCCAAACACAAGAGCCGAACUGCAGAGGGGGGCGUCUGGGAGGAGAGGCCUGGGCAGCAGCCCCCAACAGAGGUGCCCGUGCCUGCUGGGCCAGAGGAGGCCUUGGGCGCUUGCCCCGCGCCUGCAGAGGCCCUGCUCUGUGCUUCACAGGACGCUGCAGCAGUGGGCACCAGGAGCCGAGCCGGCAGAGCCACCGGAGGGGGUCCCCUGCCCAGGGACGCAGCCUGUCGUCCCACACCCUGCGGGAGCCCGGCAGGGGGCCUCCCACCGGCAGCACACAAUCUCGCUGCUGUGGCAUCUGCCCCUUGGUGCCUCACGGGGCCAGCUCCAGAGCAGGAAGCCAGGCCUGCCCAGGAGAGAGCCCCCGGCCAGGCAGAGAGCUUGGGGCCCACACAGGGACGUGUGGGGAAGCCAGAGGAGGGUGCCACAGGGCACGAGAGGCCACACCAGACUCAAGAGCCAGACGGUUCUGGAAAGAGAGGGGCAGCACCAGGGGGCGAGAAGGCUGGGCUGUGUGCAGCAGAGUCCCGGGCACAGGCUGCUCAGGACCGGGCAGGAGGACAGAGGGCAGCAGCCAUGGAGAAGCCCUGCCAGCCCAGGGCCAGGGGCCAGGAGCGGCCACUGGGCCCCUCAGUGAAGCAGGUGAGGAACCUGGCUCAGGAAGGUGGCCCCAAGGCUGACAGGAGCCCGGCCACUCCCUCAGGGACGCCUGGGGCGUCCUGCAGCCUGACCACACAGGGAAGGGUCGGGGGCAUGGUGUCCCAGGCCUGGGGGCAGCCUGACGGCUCAGCUGACAGAGCACGUGCCGCAGGGGCCUGUGGGGAGCCCCAGAGGCCGACGCACAGGGCCAGUGGCCAGGGGGGCCCCAGGGCCCCGCCCCCCACCCCAGGAAGCAGGCUCCUGGCCGGGGGGAGGGCGGCAGCCUCUCGCCCGGAGCCCGCAGGCAGCUCUGCCCAGCCCACACCUGAUGCUGGGGGCUGCCCAGUCCCCCAGCUCCCAGCCCAGACGGGGCUCCCAAACACACCCGGGGCCCAGAGAGACCUGUCCCAGGGUGGCCACCUCAGGUCAGAGCCCCUGGCAAAAUACAAAGCCCAGAGCUUCAGCAGCCAGACGGCCUUCGAUCUGUCCUUCAGGCCCACCUUGCUCAGGGCCAGUGAUACCUUCGAAGCCCCACAGUGAGCCUGGCCGUGAGCCGCCACCAGCCCCCGCAUGGGGCUGAGGUGGCUUCCUGCCUGUGACGUGCUGAGCACCUCCCCCACAGACCGUCCACCCUGCCCUCUCCUGCCCAGGCCCCUGGUCUUGGGAGAGGAGUGUGGCAGGUGGCCUGUCCCUCCCGAGGCCCGACAGCUUCCCUGGGCUCUGAGGCUCCUUUUCAGAAGAGCCAGGUGCCAGCUGCUGCCCUCGCGAGGUCCUUGUGUUGAUGUGCACUGUCACUGGGAAUGUGCCAGCACUCGCUCCUGACCUGGCGGGUGGGCGGCCUUCCCUGCCCUUCACCGUACUCUGGCGCCCUCUGCUCCCCUCCCGUGUCUCUGCCAAGCACCAAAAACAGAGCAGUGGCUGGUGACCUGAGCCAGGCGUGUGGGAAGAAAGGCAGCACUUCCCCACUGCUGGGCCCGGGCCCACGCCAGCUGUGGGGAGGCCAGGAGGCCAGUAGGACGGCAGGACAUUAGGGGCUCUGCUGGAGCCUGCUCCCACGACAGACCCACAGGCCUGGGAAGUGCCUGGGAAGCCAGCCCUGAGGAGCCACCACAGGCUGUCCAUGGCCUGCUGCCCUGCUGGCCUGCUGCCCUGCUGGGCCAGGCCAGUGGCCAUGCACCUCCUGCCUCUGCAGAGUGCACUCAGGCCCAGGGCCCUCAGGGUGGAGCAUCUGCUGACGUGAGGAAGGGUGGGGAGGAAGGAGGCCACCGGCCACAGCCCUGCCUCCGGUCACUGGUGCCCUCUGCAGGUUCUUCUGAGCUGCUCCAUCGGUGUCUCCCAUGGGACACAGCACACAGGCCCCAGGCCACCCAGAGGCCGGGUGCUGCCUGGACCUGCUGAGCUUGGGCUCCCAGAGGUGCUGAGGCGGCAGCUGCCCUGCUGCCCAGGGCUCCGGUUUCUCUGUGGAAAGUUAAUUUCUGCUUUUUGAAGCUUCUUGGUGUUCAGUUCCUUUGCAACUGAGCACUGUCCUAAAGCCCACUCUGGCCCUGGAGAGGGCUCCAGAUGCUCCUGGCCAUCUCUCUUAUUUUCUGAUGGGAACAUCAUUCAGUGAGAGGCAGGUCCACUUGAAGCUGGCAGGACCUCCUGGGUCCUGAGCUCUCCUGGGCCUUCAUGUCUCUCACCCAUGGAGGCUGCGUGUGGGGCCUGGGGUGUGCUGUCCCCUGGGGAGCUGCACCAGGGUUGGGGCUGGCUUCUGGGAGCUCCCCAGCCCGGGGCCCAGGAAGCAGGUGCAGGCUGCUCCCGGGGAGGCCACAGCCAGCCUUGGGAGCUGUAGGAGUGGAGCUGAGCAACGCCUGGAGUCAGGAGGUCACUCCGCCCCAGGGCACCCGGGCAGGGCCACUCCCAUCAUACUAGAGCAAACACUCCAUCUCUCUUAUUGCUUUAUUUAUCCUUUGUUCAGAAAGGAUACGGGGAACCUUGGCCAAAGAAUGUGAGGACAGAAGUGAGAUAAAAAUAGUACAUCCACCAGUGUUCCCUCUAAAAAUACAGCAGCAGCGGCCCUCGCUAUUUUUAAUCAGACCAGAAAGUCCUGGGGAAUGCAGGGCAGGUGGCCACUGGCCCUCCACACAGGCUGCCUGUAGGAGGCCAGCGGCACCCCUGAGCCUGUCCCAGGGAGGCCAGGGGGAGAGCCCAGCAUCAGUGGACGCUGGCUGCAGCUCUGAGUGGGGAAGGGACUCCUCCCUGGAGAGGCCUGAGACCAGCGGUGUGGAAGGGGGGGUGCAAACCAUCCUGAGCCCAGGGAAGAGGGCAGGGCUCCCGGGGACCCCCCUGACCCUGAGCAGCUCUUCACGUCUGCCCAGGUGUUGAAGACCCACGUGUCAGCACUGCCCUCCUGCGCGCCCCUGUGAGGUCAGACGUGGUUAGAAUUUCACGGUUCUUUGCCAUUUCAGCUAUGAUCUUUUAAUGAUGUGUCCAUCCACAGUAUUUAUUAACUUCCUUCUUGGUAUCCUUCUUGGUAGAUAAACAAUUCUAAAAUGGGUCAGUCAGAAAAAAAUAACUAAAUGUGUUUUAUUAUAUCCUUUAAGUUUUUACUAACUUCAUUCAGCUAGAAAUGAUUUUUAAGAAAGAAAAUAGCUGGAUCGGGGAUGUGUUCAAUGGCAGAGGGCUCUUGCAGCACGCAGGCUCUGUGUUCAAUUCCCAGGCUGAAAAAAUAAAGUAUGUCACAAAUCUCUUCCUUGUAUCUGUGAAGGGCUGUACAGGCAGCAGCCAGGGAGCAAGGGCGAGCCCACCAGAGGUGCGGGAAGGGCAGAGGUCAGCAGGGCUCUGGCCCAGGACGCCCCAGCAUGGGUGCAGAUCUUAGUGUGUGCUGGUGGAGGAGGGGACACCUCCCCCAGGUCACCGGGCAGCUCUGUGCCCAUGACGGGCAGCGUGCAGGCAUCUUUCCUGAUCAGCACAGGCCACAGGCAGCACCCUGCUGGUGUGGAGGGACAGCUGGACAGCUGUGGACAGCUGCUUCAGGCCCCACGGAGCCUCCCCAGCCUGUCCAAGUCCAGCUUGAAACAGAGGGUGCUCAGCUCACGCGUGACUGCAGCACAGAAGAAAGCUCAAACCUGUUGGAGAAACAAAGAGCAGAGAAAGCACCGGUAAAGCCAGUGACAGGAGAGCCACAGGCUCACUGCACCAGCAGCCGCACACUUGACACUCAGGACACACACAGACCGAGGCUCAGACGAGGACGCAGGGUGUGCUGCCGGGUCACGAGAAGAAACGGGACGCAGCGCUUCAGGAGAGCCAAGGUCUGGACUCUGCUCGAGGCUCGGAUCCUUUGCUGAUGCGAGUGGAACUCCAGCAAGGCCAGGGAGAGACAGAAAGGCUCUCUGGUUGGGUUGAUCAGCAGAGCCAAGUGGUCACCUCUGGGCAGAGUGGCCAGAGGUGGAGGUCCUGAACAGCCAGGAUGACUUUGGGGGCCGGAAGUAAGCAUGAUCCUGCGCAAUAUCGCCAUCUCUCCUUUUGCCUGCACAAGGUAAAAGGUGCCUGAGAGCAUGCCCCGUCCCCCAGCUCAUAAGCUGCGGAUCUCAGUCCUCGCAGAUGACCUUUGGUCAGGCCUGCUGCCGAGGGCGCUCUCCGAGAGGGCACUGAGCAGGGAGGCAGCUGGGGAAGGCCCUCCUGCCCUGGCUCUAGAGCCGUGGGCACCAAGGUACACUCAACCCUGGGCGCUUGGCCAGCUCUCUGCCGGGCCCCGCCCACCCGCCAGCCUCUGCGGUGGAGAUGCUUCUCCCCAGGUGGCCUGGAAGGGACAGAAUGGGCGUGGGCAGUGGGCUCUGGGCUCCCAGGUCUGCUUGUGACUUGAUGUUUCCUGGUUGUGGAGAGGUUUCGGGGGAAUCGGGGAAGGGACACUUGGCAGAGAGCCUGCAGGCCUUCCCCUCAGUCCAGUGAAGACCCUUUAGCCUGUUCAACGCGACUGUGCAACUGUGCCCCCCCUUUUUGGGGGGUACAAGGAUUGAACCCAGGGGAACUUAACCACUGAGCCACAUCCCCAGCUUUUAUUUUUUAUCCUCCCUUUUUAAUUUUUAUUUUAAGAUAGGGUCUUGCUAAGUUGCUGGCUUUGAACUUGUGGUCCUCCUUCCUCAGCCUCCCAAGUCCCGGGGAUCACCGCUGCACACCACCUUCCCUGGCUAACUUGGACCCUUUCUGUCCACUCUAAUGAAGAUCCAGGGCGCCACCCACAGUAACCCAGCAGAAGACUUCUGGGCACACUUGGCCUUUUCUGCCUUAGCAGCUGAGGUCCACAUGUCCACCACAGGCAGGGACCUGCAAAGAGAGUUCAGUGUGCCUCCGGCCAUCAAACAGGAAGGCUCCAGUUUUUAAAGGAACAGUAAUACCUACCCCAUUCGGGAAUGUGCUGAGACAGGUGAAGCUGAUGGGACCAAACAUCAGCUCUUCUUUUUCAAAAUAAAGCAAUUUGGCAAUAAACCCUUGCUGGGCUCGGUGGCCGGUGCCUGUAAUCUCAAUGGCUCAGGAGGCUAAGGCAGGAGGAUCCAGAGUUUAAAGCCGGCCUCAGCAAAACUGAGGCACUAAGCAACUCAGUGAGACC